AUGGAAGCCAUCAGAGGCUUCUUCGUGAGGCCCGAUCCGCAAGCACAGCUUCGCAAAUGUAACACGCUCAUCCGCUCCAACAUCCGCAAGCUCGACCGCGACAUCGCUUCGGUGAAGCAGGUCGAGACCAAGACCAAGAACCUGAUCCUCCAGGCCGACCGCCGCGGGCAGCGGGACCCGACCCGCGCGAAGCAGGCGCAGAAGGAGGUGCGCGGCUUUGCCCGCGAGCUGGUCCGCGCGCGCAAGACGUCGUCGCGCCUCGUCACGUCGCGCGCGCAGCUCAACAGCGUCGGCAUGCAGGUCAACGAGGCCUUUGCCGUCCGCAAGAUCGAGGGGUCCAUCCGCGCCAGCGUCGGCAUCAUGAAGGACGUCAACACCCUCAUCAAGCUCCCCGAGCUCGCCGGCACCAUGCAGGAGCUCGGCAUGGAGCUCAUGAAGGCCGGCAUCAUCGAGGAGAUGGUCGGCGAGUCGCUGCCCGAGGACGAGCUGGGGAUCGAGGAGGACGAGCUGGCCGACAGCGAGGUCGACAAGGUGCUGGGCGAGAUCCUCAAGGACCGCAUGGACAAGACGGGCAAGCUCCCCUCGGUGCCGGUGGAGCCGGAGAAGAAGGCCGAGGAGCCCGAAGAGGACGAGGCCGAGACCGAGGCCAUGAUGGACCAGAUGAGGAACAGGCUCGAGGCCCUAAGAAGUUGA
This is a messenger RNA of Thyridium curvatum, 693 nucleotides long. RefSeq lists its product as uncharacterized. Gene Ontology annotation, cellular component: multivesicular body; ESCRT III complex. Gene Ontology annotation, biological process: endosome transport via multivesicular body sorting pathway; protein transport; late endosome to vacuole transport. The transcript is spliced from 2 exons. The record is from RefSeq and is a predicted model, not a curated record. Lineage: Eukaryota; Fungi; Ascomycota; Sordariomycetes; Thyridiales; Thyridiaceae. The coding region runs from base 1 to 693 and encodes 230 amino acids.